Asparagus officinalis (garden asparagus) is the source of this 1279-nucleotide messenger RNA. Its product is annotated as tRNA pseudouridine synthase A 1. The record is from RefSeq and is a predicted model, not a curated record. Gene Ontology annotation, molecular function: RNA binding; pseudouridine synthase activity. The transcript has 6 exons. NCBI's taxonomy places the organism in Eukaryota, Viridiplantae, Streptophyta, Magnoliopsida, Asparagales, Asparagaceae. The coding region runs from base 40 to 1020 and encodes 326 amino acids. Gene Ontology annotation, biological process: tRNA pseudouridine synthesis.
UAAAGCCCUGGUUAGAGAAGAGGAAGAGAGAAAGAGUUAAUGGCACCUCGGCCGUUGGCUUCUCAGUCUUCUCUUUGCCCAUCUUUCUCUCCCUCCAACUGUUCGUAUAUAGUUGAAGGCCUAGAGGAGGCGAAGCACCAAAUAGCUAGUUUAUGUCCUCCAAAUUCCCACAAGUGGAGGAUGGUCAUAGCCUAUGAUGGCACAAAUUUCUCAGGCUGGCAGUACCAAGCAUCACCACCAACUAUACAAUGCUUCGUAGAGAAAGCACUAAUGCAAACAACUAAGCUAGACCGCAAGGAGCUUUGUCUUGUUGGUGCAAGUAGAACAGAUGCUGGUGUUCAUGCUUGGGGUCAGGUAGCACACUUUGUUACGCCUUUUACCUAUGAUGACGGGCUAGAAAGUCUUCAUGCUGCUGUCAAUGGGCUUCUACCCUCCACAAUUAGAGUCCGAGAAAUUAGCCCUGCGAAACCUGAGUUUCAUGCUCGUUUCUCCACAAUAAGCAAAAUUUAUCAUUACAAGAUAUAUGAUAAUCCAGUCAUGGAUCCUUUUCAAUAUCGAUAUGCCUGCCAUAGUGCUUAUAAACUCAAUCCCGUUGCUAUGCGAGAAGCUGCAGCAUAUUUCGUGGGGAAGCAUGAUUUCACCUCUUUUGCUAAUUCAAUACGCAACAAUCAUGUGCGAGAUCCUGUGAAAGAAAUUUUCCGGUGUGAUGUCACAGAAAUGGAUUCUCUUCUGCAGCUUGAAGUUGAGGGAACUGGUUUUUUAUACAAACAAGUCAGAAACAUGGUAGCUUUGCUGAUUCAAAUUGGAAAAGAGGCACUUCCACCUGAUAUCGUACCUAAGAUCAUCGCUGCUCGAGAUCGCAGAGAGCUUGCGAAGGUGACACUCCCGGCUCCACCUCAUGGACUAUGUCUGAUGUCUGUUAACUAUGACCAUGAACUUCUUCAACCUCCUGCAAAUUUCCCACCUAUUAGUUUCGGAAGAAUUCAUACAAUCAGUAGAUGUAAGCUUUGGCAUUAUUAGCAGACGAGGUACCUCAACGGAAAGCAAUCCAAUUUUGUUCGAUUAUUCAUCUUGUUAUCUUAGUUUCUUGCCUCUGUACUUUGAUCCAGUUUUAAUUAAGGCGGUUUACAAAUGUAGUUUCCUUGUGCUGCUGUAAUAAGAUUGUAUAUUUGUUUUUUUGUUUUUUCCCCCUCUCAAAUAUGUUCCAUUUAACUCCGAUGUCACAAGCAUUAUGGACCUAACUUCUAACUGCAAAAUGAAAGCAAGGAUUUUUUUUUAA